UGAUUUCCCUAAAAUAAGGUCAAGCAUAAACGUUCGGUAACCUCAUUAGAUGCUCAGCUUAUAUAAAAAAUAUUUCAAAAGGCGCAUACAUUUCUAUUAUUCCGAACAAUAAAAAGUUUUUUUUAUAUUUUAUAUGAACCUACGCAAAGCAUUCUGGUUUCAGAAUCUAAUUUCCUGAACAGGAAACCCCAAGGGAAACCCGAAACCUGUGCCCGAAACCAAUUUCGGCAACCGAAACUUUUUGCCUAUAUGUCACUUUCACAGUUCAAUGUCAAUGUCAAAAUAAUGCACAAUCAAAAUAGAGUUUUUGGUUUAGCACUUUAUAUAUAUUAUUAAUUAUUAACAUAAUAUUAUUUAAACGUAUAUUAAAAUGAACUUCGGUGGUACAUUAAGACUUAAUAAGUUCGCGUGUUUCACUUUAGGUUUCGUGUUGUUCCUUAUAAUUUACUGGAGGUCUAGUGGUACUUCUUAUCCUUCCGACACAAGCGAUCUCGUUAGCAUAAAAUCGUUGUUAAAUGCUGCUAUAUAUGCAGCGGAAAGAGGCGGUAUCAAGGUGAUAGAGGGUAAAAACCGUGGAUUGAAAAUACACAGUAAAGGAAAGACGAAAGAGGGAGCAAAUGAUCCCGUCACUGAUGCAGAUUACGCGUCCCACUGUGCCAUGUAUUAUACACUAAAGAACGCUUUUCCGAAGCUAUCUAUAAUAUCUGAAGAGCAUUCGGUUGCUGAGGAAGAUUGUCAGAACCAAGAACCAAUAGACUUGGAUUCACCUCCACAAGGACAGAGAAUUAUUAACUACAUAAGCGACGAACUUGUUCUCGCGAAAGAUGUCACAGUCUGGAUCGAUCCGUUAGAUGCAACACAGGAAUAUACAGAAGCAUUAUAUUCCUAUGUGACAACAAUGGUGUGUGUUGCAAUUAACGGAGUACCAAUUGUGGGGGUUAUUCAUUAUCCAUUCCCUCCCACGACAUAUUGGGGCUGGCUCAUGAAGAGGACUUCAAGUAAUAUACCAAAAGUUUUAUAUAAAGAAGACAACAAACUUCAUCCCAGAGUCAUCGUGUCGCGAUCGCACCCUGGUAAAGUUGCUGACAUAGCGAACAAGGCAUUCGGACCAAAAACAUCGAUAACACCCUCCGCUGGUGCGGGAAACAAAUACAUGAGUGUCGUAAACGGUACACACGACAUAUACUUACACGAAACGGCGAUUAAAAAGUGGGAUCUUUGUGCGGGACAUGCUAUUCUUAAAGCCAAUAACGGUACAGUGACCACUACAAACGGAGAACGAAUUGACUAUUCUAGCGGCAGUAAUGUUGUCGUCUCUGAUGGGAUACUCGCUACAUUGUAUGAUCAUCAGUUCUAUUUGAAAAAGCUUAAACAGGUUCUAUAGUUAUGGUUUGAGUUAAUU
Colias croceus (clouded yellow) is the source of this 1402-nucleotide messenger RNA. Its product is annotated as putative inositol monophosphatase 3. The record is from RefSeq and is a predicted model, not a curated record. The coding region runs from base 371 to 1384 and encodes 337 amino acids. Gene Ontology annotation, molecular function: 3'-nucleotidase activity. Gene Ontology annotation, cellular component: endomembrane system. Lineage: Eukaryota; Metazoa; Arthropoda; Insecta; Lepidoptera; Pieridae. The transcript has 3 exons.